This is a messenger RNA of Myxocyprinus asiaticus (Chinese sucker), 3614 nucleotides long. Its product is annotated as calcipressin-3-like. The transcript has 5 exons. Gene Ontology annotation, biological process: calcium-mediated signaling. Lineage: Eukaryota; Metazoa; Chordata; Actinopteri; Cypriniformes; Catostomidae. The record is from RefSeq and is a predicted model, not a curated record. Gene Ontology annotation, cellular component: cytoplasm; nucleus. Gene Ontology annotation, molecular function: nucleic acid binding; calcium-dependent protein serine/threonine phosphatase regulator activity. Bases 157 to 855 code for a protein of 232 amino acids.
UCAUUUCUCAUUGUCACUUGUCGUUUUGAUAGCAUCCGAUGAAUGUACUGUUUAUAUUUAAAGACACAUUUCUAAUGGAGAUUUAGCAAUAUUUCUGAAGUGGGUGGAUGCUUACUCCGGCAUCGAUUUUGAAUCAGUAGCAAAGAUAACAGUGGAAUGAUGCGUGAGGGUGGGAAAUUGUGGAGCAACAGCUCGGAGGGUCACAGCAGUGAUCCUGAAGAGGAUGAUGAAGAGGAGAUGAUGUUUGGAGAGAAUGAUGAAGACUCGGAGGAGAUGAUGGACUUGAGUGAUCUGCCUACAGCUCUGUUUGCCUGCAGCGUGCAUGAGGCAGUGUUCGAGGAGGACAGACAGCGGGAGCGGUUUGAAGCUCUGUUCAGGAUCUACGAUGAUCAGACAUCGUUCCAGAUGUUUAAGAGUUUCAGGAGAGUUCGGAUCAGCUUCAGCACUCCAGAGGCCGCUGCACGUGCACGCAUCGAGCUCCACGAAUCCGAUUUCAAUGGCACUAAACUAAAACUCUACUUUGCACAGGUGCAGAAUUCAGGGGAGGAUGUGGACAAAACAUACCUGGCCCCGCCUCAACCCGUCAAGCAGUUCCUUAUCUCUCCACCUUCAUCACCGCCGGUGGGGUGGAGCCAGAGUGAGGAUGCCACACCUAUGAUCAACUAUGACCUGCUGUGUGCUGUUGCCAAACUAGGACCAGGUGAGAAGUAUGAGCUGCAUGCAGGUACAGAGUCUACUCCUAGUGUGGUGGUCCACGUGUGUGAGAGUGAAACUGAGGAAGAGGAGGAAGCACGGCCCAAAGCGAAGAUCAUUCAGACCAGACGCCCUGAUGGUUCCCCAAAGGUCUACAACUAAAUCCUUUGCUACAUUGCACACGUUCUGUCUCUCUCUCUCUGUCUCUUUCUCUCAUCCAGGGAAAGACAUGCUUUAUUUCAACAACAAAAAAAAGCAAAUCUAAGAAGUGGGCUGCAAUUGGUGGGGUACUCAGUGCACCGGAGACUGAUGGUGUUCUGAACUGAACUUGUGGAAUGAACACACUGUCUCACCGCUGCCUCACGGGACAGCCAGGGGGCGAUGAGUUUGCAACCCCACCCUCUCACAAUCAAAGCAAUUUUCAUUCCCUCAUUUAAAGUCUUUGUACUGUAGCAUUACAGAUCAGUAAUUGUAUUUAACAGUUGUAAAAGUGUGUUACAUGUAAACUUUGUUACUGUUUGUCAUCAAAGAAAAAUGUUUUAAAAAAAGAAAAUGGAACCAUUUAUUUUCUGCUUUCUGUUUCACUCUGAUGGCUGAGUUUAUCUCCAUAUCGGUCAGGUUGGCACACUGCAGAGGUGGCGCAGCUCGAUGGGAUUGUGACCCAUGUAUACUUGUGUCUGUUCGUACCACUUCGGUUGGGGAUAACAAGAUUUUCAAUGAAAAUGAUUGUUUAAGAGAAGAGGUCGAAGUUUGAAGUUUUUCAGUUUCAUGUUGGUGAUGAUGAGAGAUUUUAUGUGAGAGGGUGUUAAACAUGUUUGUUUGCUAAGUUAGAUGUGUAUUAUUCUUACCACAUACAUUUUUGCAUGCUAAUUGGUGUAUUUUAUACUCUGUGUUUAAGAUAAAAGUGACUUCUUUUGAGCAUAUCUGACUGCUGUCUUUCAGAAGAAUGAACUGUCAUUGCAAAGUGAAGACAACAGUUGUCAGGUGUGAUGUUUGACUAAGGUAUUUUGUACUUAUGUUAUGUUCACUCACAGACUGAUAGAAAGUAGUUGCAAAUGUAUUGAUAGUACAGAAAAAGCACACUGAGUUAGGUUUUAGUUUCACCUCAUCUCCAUUUGGAAACACUCAGCUUUAGCUUUUUCUGAUCUAAAACUCCCUAGCAAUGGACAUUACAGUUCUGUAAAAGUCAUAAAAAUGAAAGAAAAAAAUCUCAAAAGUCAUGGAAAUGAAAUGGAAAUUUCUAUAGUGAUUAUUAUAGAUUUUUUUGUUGUUGUUGUUGUUGUUGUUGUGCUCAGCUCUGAAAUAUUUAUUUGGCUAGAAAUUGCUUUUUUGUUAGUACAAUAUCUUUAAAAUUAUUUUUGAGAAUCCUUAUCCAGUAAUCAUAAAUGACUGUGAAAGUCAUGGAAAUUCAACAAUAUGGGAGCCUUGCACUAUAUAAAAUAUGUUUUGGGGGCUCUCUGUGCUACUUGCAUUGUUACCGUUAAAAAUGUUUGGUGUUUCUCAUCCCUGCAUAGAUUUCCUGAAUCUAGACUUUUAUCUCCCUAAGUUACAGGACUGUAUGCUCAUUGUAGACGGAAGCAGAGAAUUGUACACCCCAGCUUUAUUUAUGAUAGGUAUUUUCUAAAUUUCUGAUAUCAUUGAUUGUUCUGGGGUCUCUUGAAUCUUAUUUUGUUUGCUGUUAUAUUGGGUGUCAUAAGCUUAAGUAAAUCAGAUAUUGUCUAGUUUGGUUAACAAAAUAAAAGACCAUGCAACAAAUUCUGAAGACAUGUACGAAGCGAAGGUGUAAAGAGACUAAAUUAAUAGCGAAGUUACUUGGCCCAAAGGUCUUAGUACCACUGUGUGAAAGCUUGAUGACAUAUCAAUGUUCACUGUUACAGUAAGUCACGUUUUUUACAUUGACAGAACUUUGUGUGUAGCAAAUCCUCUUUUUCAGUUUAUUUUUUAAUCUAAAUAUUCACUGUGUUAAUUCAUACCAAAAUACAAAUAUUAAACGCCUCUUGAUGAAUAAGGUGGUUUUAAGCAAUAUGCUGUAACAGUUAAGGAGUGUAAUGGUGGUUAAAUUAGCCUUAAUAAAAGUCACAUUUUGGGGGAAAAGAAUAAUAGAAUCCUGUUAAACAUUGAGUAAUAUUCUGUGAUAUUUUAAAAUAAUAUCAUGCCUUGAUUUCACAUACAUAAAAAAGAGAAAGUAAUCAUGCAAACCAAUAACUAUGAUAAUCAUGUGGCAAAUGCUUCGCCCAAGUAAUGGGCUCCCACUGCUUACAUAAAUGACGAAGUACUCCUUUAGCAAAUAGCUUAAAAAUAAAUUCAUCACAUUAACAUUUUUGUAAUUCUGCAUUGAUGUGGAUUCCUGCAUGCUUUGAUGUUACUGCUGUUGUAUUUUCAUAGAUUCAGUCUUUUUACUUUUGUGUUGGGUGAACAAAGCACUUUCAGUUAUUGAUUACCAGCAUGAACAAAUGUUUUGGAUUGUAUGAAGGUUUGUGUGUGUGUGACUUUUAGCAUAUAUUUAAGAAAAAAAGUAUAUGAACACAUGAAGAAAAUUUGUACUGAUUUGUUAGAGAUCAGCCAAUCAGUGGCAGCAUAAUGUACUGAAUUGUUUUACCGUCUUUAAAAUGUGUUGUUAGUUGCUUCGUAUCACAUUGAAAACAAUCUCAGUCUGUUUUUUUUUCUAGAAUGUCUUCAGAUGGUCAUUUCUAUCACUGCUGUUGUUCCAUUUGGAAAUAGAUAUUGUCUUGAACUGUAGUUCAUAACCCAGUGAACGUGAAACAGUAAUUUAUGAUUAUAUGUCUUUGUCCCGUGUGGUAUGUAUUUAUUUGCAGAGGUGUUUCUCUGUUUGCUUGCUUAUGUUUGUGUAAAUAUGAUUGUUAUUCGUUUCAAACUGGCAUAUACUGUAUACUGUAUAUAUACAGUUUAAAGAAAUUAUU